Etheostoma spectabile (orangethroat darter) is the source of this 2615-nucleotide messenger RNA. RefSeq names its product calpain-3. Gene Ontology annotation, molecular function: calcium-dependent cysteine-type endopeptidase activity; calcium ion binding. Bases 169 to 2259 code for a protein of 696 amino acids. NCBI's taxonomy places the organism in Eukaryota, Metazoa, Chordata, Actinopteri, Perciformes, Percidae. The transcript has 20 exons. Gene Ontology annotation, cellular component: cytoplasm. Gene Ontology annotation, biological process: proteolysis. The record is from RefSeq and is a predicted model, not a curated record.
CUCCCACACCCACACCUUUACCUUUCGCGCAGGUGACUUUCUACCUGUCCCGUGUAGCUUCCCUACAGGGCGUGGCUCCUGUGGAUUUGUUGUCUUCGCAGCAACAUGUUGAAGUCGGAAGCUCACUGAGUUCAGCGUGUUGAGCGGAGCACACAGCAGAUUUCUAACAUGAGAAGGUCACAGAGUAGUUCGUCUGAAGUGUCCCUCCCUCCGCCGGAGGACGAUGUGGACUCGGUCUGCUCCGACGAGCUGUUCGGGUCCCAGUCCCGCCGCUGGCUGGCGGACCUCAUGACCCGGGGACCCCCUGCGGAGCGCGGGGACGUCUUCACGACCGGCCAGGACGGGCUCUUCGUGGACUACAACUUUCCUGUGGGAGAGCUGGAGAUGCAGCCCGGGGUCAAGUGGAAACGACCAAAGGAGAUAUGUCCGUGCCCUCAGUUCGUAGUGGGUGGAGCUACGCGUCUGGACAUCUGCCAGGGAAAACUCGCUGACUGCUGGUUGCUGUCUGCCAUCGCGUCUCUCUCCCAGUAUCCCUCCCUGCUCAAGCAGGUCAUGCCUCCAGGACAGAGCUUCCAGGACGGGUACAACGGCUGCUUCACCUUCAGGUUCUGGCAGUACGGUCAGUGGGAGGAGGUGAAGGUAGACGACUUGUUGCCGACUCAGGACAACAAACUGAUCUUCCUCUGUUCCCCUGAAAAAUACGAGUUCUGGAGCUCCCUGCUGGAGAAGGCCUACGCCAAGCUGAAAGGUGGAUACAGAGCUCUAAACAUGGGCUUACCUCAUGAGGCCAUGGUGGAUAUGACGGGUGGCGUGGCUGAGGUUUUGAACAUCUCCACGAUCAGAGACCUGCCGGGCCUCCUCAGCUACCUGCUGGACAAAGGAGCGCUCAUCAACUGUGCUAACAGCCAGGGUCCUUUGGAGCAAGGUAAUAAACUGGGGAUCAUGUUCAGACAUGCCUACUCUCUGACUGCAGUAGAGAAGGUGAAGACGGCACACGGCACCGAGGAUUUGGUACGAAUCCUCAACCCCUGGGGCAAAACCGAGUGGCAGGGGCCCUGGAGUGACAUGAAAGGGUCUCUCUGCAGUCCAGAGUGGAACACCGUGAGCUUUGAGGAGCAGAAAAGACUGGGCAUAAUCAGUCGGGAGGACGGGGAGUUCUGGAUGUCGGUGUCAGACUUCCGACAGAACUUUGAGUUGAUGGAGGUGUGUCACCGGACUGACCAAUCGGGGACCAGCGGACUGCCGUGGUGCUGCAUAAUGCAUCAUGGGGACUGGGUGCCGAGCAUCUCAGCUGGAGGUCCUGCCAAUGGGGGUUUCUUCUGGCAGAACCCUCAGUUCUACUUCAACCUGUCGGAGGUGGACAGGGACCAGAAGACCUGCUCCUUUGUUUUGGCUCUGAUGCAGAAACACCAGAGACGUAGGGGCAUUGACAUGUCUAUAGCCCUGCAUAUAUACCCGGCCCCUCGUAACAAUAAAUACCUGUCGCCUGAGGACUUGACCGUGCUCCAACCGGUCCUCUUCAGCCCCCACUACUCCUCCCGUCGGGAGGUCGUCCUCCGCGGCUCCCUUCCACCCGGUCGCUACAUCAUCAUCCCUUCGACCGCCGAGCCCAAUCAGCAGGGAGCGUUCCUCCUGCGGGUGCUGACGGAACAGGGCAACGCUGCCACUCCAGCCAACAAACCAUCGCCACAAGACUCUUCAAUAACAGAGCGUUCCUUUCCUCACCAGGCUGCUCUGCCGUCGCUUAAAUCCACCGAACAGCUGUUCAACAAGCACUGCAAGAAGGGGAUUUGCAAACCAGUGCACCUCUACAGCCUGCUGACCGAGAUCAUACAGGGAGGAGUGUUGGCUGGCAGUGAGAAGUUCUUGGCUCUGGAGCACUGCAAGAGCCUGGUGAUCCUCAUGGACAGCCAAGGCAGCGCUCAGCUGACCUGGCCGGAGUUUCAGAGUCUGUGGGAAAAGAUCAUGAGGUGGACGGAUAUCUUCCUGGUGUUUGACAGGAACAAAUCAAAGCGCCUGGAGUAUCAGGAGGUGGCCCCCGCUCUGAAGGCAGCAGGCAUCGUGGUGGAUGAUCUGAUAAUCCAGCUGGUCGGACUGAGGUACACGGAGCCAGACUUGACCGUCAGCUACCCCGGCUUCCUGUUCCUGCUGAUGAAGCUGGAGACCAUGAUCCACAAAUUUCAAGCGUACGACAUAGUGGGAUCGGGAAGCGUGACCAUGAACUACAAAGAGUGGCUCCACAUGACCUUGUACAACUGACCACUCGGACGGAUGCUUCGGGGAUUUCCGUUGUUGAGGCUUGUUUUCUGCUGCUCUCCUCUGAUUUCCAUACAUCAUUUUAUUUUGCAUACAGUGUGUAGGACAGUAGAUGUACAGAUGUGUUUAAUGAUAGGAACAUGUAGCAAUAACAGAGAUGUUUUAGAUGCCAUUUAUAUUUCCUCUUACGUCAGAUAGUCAAACAGUAGCAAUAGGAACUCCUUCCAGUGUUGUAAUACUGGUUCAAUGGAAGCAGUGCUGCUCAAGUCCACAACAUUUACAUCAGGAGUUAUCAUCUCCUGUUCUUUACUGCAGCUGUGAUAUGUGUUUAUUCAAAUAAAAAUAAAAAUGUGAUCACA